UGGCUGUGGAGUGUGGACGUUCAGAUGUAAAAUAAGAUGGGCGGGAGUUACCACGGCGUUCGAAAGGAACUUUCCGAGAUUGUGGCCGAGUCUAUCACUGCACGAAGCUUGCCCAAGGAACAAGCUGAGAAACUAAGGGACAAAUAGUCUGGGGAUAAUCGCUGUGACUGAUUCAUCUUUUGAAAUGCCAGAGCAAAUGAAAAGUUGAUGGUAUUUAUGCAUUAAAAUUGAAAUGGACAACAACAAUAGAAAGAGGAAUUAUCAGGAUAGAGAUGAUGUGGAAUUGGUUGUCAUAGAGUCUAGUGAAGAUGAUGGUGAUGGUGAUGGUUCAUUAACAUCUAAAAACCAAGACAACAAAAUUGAAGAAGAUGACGAAUUUACUGACUCAGGAAGAAGUAAUCUUCCAUCUUGCAGCAGUUUUAAGCCUCUCAGCAUCAAGAAGAUACGCCAUAACACUAGGAAGAUACGUUGUAAUGUCAAAUCUGUUAGCCAAGAGAGAACUGUGACUUUGGACCAUAAAACUGUGUUGUAUGGACAGACACCAACUACUGUUCGUUUGAAGCAGUUUCAAGAAAUGGCCAAAUUCAACGGAAUGACUACAGUAGAAUUUGCUAAGCAUAUUGCAACUUGCUCAACUUCCGAUAAUCUCGUGCUUCUACGGCAGUUUCAUACAAGCUGCCAAUCACAACUAUCGCCAUUAUUUGAGAGUCUAGAGCAGUGUCUUCAAGGUGACCGGAAAUCCUGUAAAACAGGUUUUCCUUGUUCGUUAACAAAGGAACAGCCAACCAGAAACAACUCAGUUGCAUUAAAAAAUGAUAGCACUCUUGAAAGUAUUAUGGGUACAAAAAUGUUAGAAAAUACUGAUGAUUUAUAUGAAAUGUGCAAUAUCAAUAUCAAUGAAAGUGAAUCCUUCAGCCACUUAGGUACUGGUUAUUCAGAAAACAGUACUUUGCUUGUGUGUGGGUCAUUACCUAGUAAGACAGUUAUUUCAGAAACUGAAAGUGAUUCCAAUUCUAUUGAAGAUGCAGAUUUUACGCAUAACAGAGACCGCAAGCCUCUUGAUUCUUCUUCCACAGUCCCAGUUAAUUUUGAAGAGAUGUCUGUAGAAUCUCCAUCACUUUCCUCAGUAGCUAGUAAUGUUUUUGAUGCUAUUAUCAGAAGGGAUACCAAUCCUACAGGAAUAACUGGUGACCAUGGCAGGGUACACGGGAAGGAUAAUUCAUCAUCAGUCUCUUGCUCAGUGAAUGGUGUAAAUUUAGUGGAAAAUAACUCAAGCAGUAAAGACUUCAAUAUUUUCUUAGAUAAUUUACUUUUUGGCAAAUCUGAGAAGAAUGUUACUAAAACUUCACAAAACAGUGACAUUAGGAGAGAGGAUAAGAAAGUUUCACCUCAAAUUCAGGAAGUUUAUGAUGAUGGAGUUCCUGGCUACAGCAAGCAGAGUAAAAACAUUAAGAAAAGUAGCAGUUUAAGGAAUUCAUUAGAAAAAAAAUAUACCUCAAUUCAGGAACAGUGUAGUAGUUCAUACAACAAAGUUUUAGACCAACUUUUAUUUGGUUAUGCAAGUAGUUCUUUAGAAUCUAACAAUGAUCAGGUAGUUGAUGUAUCAAAAAGUGUAGACUGUAUUCUCCCAAGUACUUCAAGGCAACCAGGGAAAGUGUCAGCAACUUUAGGUGAUUCUCUGUUGAAAGACAAUUGUGAAGUAGCAGGUAAAUUAAAUGGAACUACACACACAAAUGCCCAGAAAACAGAUGUCUCCUUAAAAGUCAAAGACAAGUCGCUGAUGAGUGAUGGAGUUGAAAAGAAAAUAUUACCAUCAUCUCUGGAGCUUCAGCUUUCCUUAUGGGAUAGCUUAGAUAAGACCUGUGAGCAUUAGGUUUUAAAAAUUUUUAAUUUAGAUGACUAUGGCUGUGGCUUGCACAACCUAGCACAUUAUUUUAGCAUUUUUAUAUGUAUAUAAGAGAUUUUUAUACAGAUUUUAUUCCAUUCUUAUAGCUAGUUUCUUACUGCUGCCUAAAGCAAGUAGAUUGUGCAAAUUCACAUCUUGGUAAAGUCAGUAAGAAACAGUAUGAAAAUUGAGUCAAAAUAAAUUAUAUUGCACUGUAAACAAGGCUGAAAAUUUAAUGUUAUUUCUUGUUGCUGGGGUUGCUGAACACCCUUUCCUUUAUAUUUUGUUUUGUUUAUGUAUCCUAAUGCUGCUCUGUAGCCCCUGAUAGCAGUAACAGAAAGAUCUUUCUCAUCCCUGAGCAAGAUAAAAAAAAAGUCUGCUAUACGCUGAACAGAGGCUUUGAGUAGAGUGAAACACUGUCGACGACACUAAUCACAGUACAGUAGUGCCUCAGGAUAUGAAAUUAAUCUGUUCCGAAGCAGCCUUCAUAACCUGAUUUUUUUCCUAUCUCGAACUACGUUUUACAUGUAAAUUGUCUGAUUCGUUCUAAGCCCUACAAAAACACCACAGCAAAUUUUAUUAUAAGCUAAAAUGACCAAUAAACAAUGAAAUACAACAA
Messenger RNA from Macrobrachium nipponense, 2504 nucleotides. RefSeq lists its product as uncharacterized. The transcript is spliced from 4 exons. Lineage: Eukaryota; Metazoa; Arthropoda; Malacostraca; Decapoda; Palaemonidae. The record is from RefSeq and is a predicted model, not a curated record. The coding region runs from base 233 to 1873 and encodes 546 amino acids.